GUGUGAGUGUAGGGGGAGAGCAGAGCAGGGAGGUGGGGAACUGGAAGUUGUAGGUGGAGUAAUUGAGCAGAAUAUGAGCUGCUGCCCACAGCUUUCUGGAUGUAAAUUGAUGAGGUCAUAGUGUUUUCAGUUAGGGGGGGGAAAAAAGUUAAAAAAAGUAUUCAACUUGUUUUUCAAGAGAGAGGAAAACACGGAGAAGCCGAGGCAAUGGAGCAACUAGCAAAACUCCUUCUGUGGCAGAUUGUGCUUCAGCAAAGUUAUGUUCAUUUAUACUCAGUGCCAGCUGAUGCCUCCAACCCAGCCAGCGUUGUGGUGUCGGUGUUAAACAUCAGCGUGACGUCGGGCUCUCAGGCUGUGCUGCCCUGCAAGAGUUACCGCAUCGUGUGGACCCAGGACCGGCUCAACGACCGCCAGCGCGUCGUGCACUGGGAUGUCUACAGCAGCUACUAUGGAGAUAACAAGAUGGAGAGGCUGUGUGACAUGCACUCAGGUGGAGACCAACGUGUGUACAGCUCCUACAACCAAGGCAGGAUAUUUAUACCUCAGAAUGCAUUUACAGAUGGCAACUUCUCCUUGGUGAUCAAAGGUGUUGCAGAGAGUGAUGAAGGCACAUACUCUUGUAAUCUUCACCAUCACUACUGCCACUUAGAUGAAACUGUGAAAAUCCAACUAACUAUCACCAAGAAAGCUGAGGAAGAGAAGGAGUACUGGGAUGGGGAGAAGCCUGUGAUUGUUGCCCUGGAAGGCAGCACAGUGACGCUGCCCUGUGUGAACCGCAAGCAGAUCUGGACGGAGCGGCACAGCGAGGAGGAGCAGCAGGUGGUGCACUGGGACCGGCAGCCGCCGGGGGUCCCGCACGACCGCGCCGACCGCCUCAUCGACCUGUACGCGUCCGGCGAGCGCCGCUCCUACGGCCCGCUCUUCAUCCGCCAGAAGAUGAACAUCACCGACACGGCCUUUGCCCUGGGGGACUUCUCCCUGAGGAUUUCACAGCUGGAAAGUGCAGAUGAAGGCACUUACUCCUGCCACCUGCACCAUCACUACUGCGGCCUGCACGAGCGCAGGAUCUACCGAGUGUUCGUGACGGAGCCGGUGAGGGAGAGGAAGGUGGUGAACCUCACCACUCACAGCGUCGCCCCAGCUGCGGAUCCAAAUAUUGUCAGGGGCCACAAUGUAAUAAAUGUCAUCAUCCCUGAGAGCCGGAUGCACUUCUUCCAGCAGCUGGGCUACAUCCUGGCAACGCUGCUGCUCUUCAUCGUCCUCCUCAUCGUCGUGGUCCUUGUCACCCGCAAGCGCCGGCAGAGAGGUUAUGAAUACAAUGUCAAGAAAUAUGGAGAGAAGGAUGUAAAUCUGAAGGAAUUUACAGUCGACACAACAGAUCUGACUCAAUACAGAAGUGAAGACCUCAGGCUGGAUUACAAAAACAACAUCCUGAAGGAGAAGGCUGAGCAAGCCAGAAGCUUCCCAGCAAAGAACAUUGAUUUAGACAAAGAUUUCAGGAAGGAAUAUUGUAAAUGAAGACAUUCCCAAGCUGCUGGCUGGACCAGAAGCUUCAAUCAAAGAUAGAUAAAUGGAAGAGAGAUGCCUUUCCUUAAAAUCACGUCUCUCCAGUUACCAUAGAUUUUUUUUCACACAGACUUUCUCCCCACUAAGCACAAGGGUAUUUGCAAAUGCUUCUUGAAAGAGUUAGACUGUCCUGUGUGCACUUGUGAUGGGCUUGGGCCUUUUCUUCUCCUCCUCUCCCAAUCCUCCAUUCCCCUUUUCGUUCUUGGUAUUAUCGUUGGUUUUAUGCAUCAAUGAUUUUUAUGAGCUGAAUCAGCAGACAUUUUGCUUUGAUGUUACUGCUUUAAAUAAACCAACCUGCAUCACUAA
This is a messenger RNA of Colius striatus (speckled mousebird), 1872 nucleotides long. It is a transcript of the gene MXRA8, whose product is annotated as matrix remodeling associated 8. Gene Ontology annotation, cellular component: cell surface; membrane. Gene Ontology annotation, biological process: establishment of glial blood-brain barrier; cell adhesion. The record is from RefSeq and is a predicted model, not a curated record. The transcript is spliced from 10 exons. The coding region runs from base 208 to 1518 and encodes 436 amino acids. NCBI's taxonomy places the organism in Eukaryota, Metazoa, Chordata, Aves, Coliiformes, Coliidae.